Molecule: messenger RNA, 2275 nt
Organism: Danio rerio (zebrafish)
Lineage: Eukaryota; Metazoa; Chordata; Actinopteri; Cypriniformes; Danionidae
Gene: coro7
Product: coronin 7
Biological process (GO): actin cytoskeleton organization; supramolecular fiber organization
Cellular component (GO): cytoplasmic vesicle; cytosol; Golgi apparatus
Source: RefSeq, marked validated
GACUCUGAUUCCUCUGUUUGAUUCAGAUUCUGGCCUGCUCAUUUUAUCUGGAAAUGGCGAGAGUGUGAUCGACUGUUUUGAGGUGAACACCAGCGAGCCCUUCCUGUCUCAAGUGAGUCAGUGUGUGGCAGACAGCUCGAGUCGUGGUGUUUGUCUGCUGCCGAAGCUGGCUCUGGACAUCAGCUGCUGCGAGGUGCUGCGACUCAUGCAGCUCACCGAAAACUUCAUUGUGCCCAUCAGCUACCAGGUGCCCCGCAAGGCAGGACAAGACUUCCAUGCGGACUUGUAUCCAGACACUGUGGGUCACACAGCAGCCAUGAGUGCCGACGAAUGGUGGAAAGGAGACAACAAACAGGUGGAGAGGGUCAGUCUUCACCCCAGCAAAAGGCCAAAACCAGCAGCUCCGUCUGCUCAGGAGAAAGCACAGAAGGAUCUUUCCCGCGGCAAGAGCAAAGAGGAGGCCUCGAGCUCCAGCAGUCCUCUCAGCAGCCCCAGCAGCAGCGCAGUCCCGUCCCGCUCGCCCUCCUCCACCAGCGGCCUGUCGUCCGGCUUCGUACCCAGCCCUAGCCCCAGCCAGAGCUCCCGCGCCAUCCACAACAUGCUCGGCCCGAGUUCGAAGUUUCGUCACAUCCAGGGUUCAGUUCUGCACCGGGACACUCACAUCACUAACCUGCGCGGGCUUCACCUGACCACCCCAGGAGAGUGUGAUGGAUUCUGCGCCAAUGGGCAGCGUGUGGCGGUUCCUCUGGCCAUCGCCGGUGGGCAGAUCGCCGUGUUUGAGUUGUCCCAGCCUGGAAAGCUGCCGGACACAGCUCUGCCCACCAUCCAGAACUCUGUCAAUGUGGCCGACUUCUGCUGGGACCCCUUUGACCCUCACAGGCUGGUUGUGGCUGGUGAUGAUGCCAAGAUCCGCGUGUGGCAGAUUCCCAAAGGAGGCCUGCAGGAAACCCUGACGGAGCCGGAGUGUGUCCUGCGGGGACACACUGAGAAGAUCUACUCCGUCAAGUUCCACCCACAUGCAAUCGGUCUGCUGGUGUCAUCAUCAUACGACCUCACUGUCAGACUAUGGAGCCUGGAGACUGGAGAACAGGUCAAACAGCUCAGCGGACAUCAGGACCAGAUCUUUGGCAUGGCUUGGAGUCCUGAUGGGAAACUGCUGGCCACUGUGUGCAAAGAUGGAAAAGUGCGUUUGUAUGACCCACGCAAGUCCACCUCACCCAUCCAGGAGGGUCCGGGACCUGAGGGCCAGAGAGGGGCCCGAGUAGUUUGGGUCUGUGGUGGCAAGUUCCUGAUGGUUUCAGGAUUCGACAGUCGCAGUGAAAGACAGCUGUACCUGUUCUCCGCUGAGUCCUUGGCAUCCGGGUCUCUGGCCUCUGCUCCUGCUGAUGUGUCUCCCUCGACCCUCAUCCCAUUCUAUGAUCCCGACACCAGCGUCCUCAUCCUCACUGGGAAGGGCGACACUCGGGUUUACAUCUACGAGAUCGUGCCUGAAGCGCCGUACUUCAUGGAAUGUAGUAGUUUUAAUUCCUCCGAGCCACACAAGGGUUUGUGUUUCCUUCCGAAGACUGAAUGUGACGUUCGUGAUGUGGAAGUGGCUCGAGCCGUCAGACUCGGCAAGACCACCAUCGAACCUGUGGCCUUUAGAGUGCCUCGUGUGAAAAAAGAGUUUUUCCAGGAUGAUGUUUUCCCGGAUACCGCAGUGUGGUGGGAAUCAUCUCUGAGUGCCGCUGACUGGCUCUCUGGAUCUGAUGGACAGCACCGCAAAAUCAGCCUGCGGCCCAAAGACAUGACGCCCGUGAGUGAAGCACCUAAAGAAGCUCCUGUGAGGAAAUACCUGCCCUCAUCUGUCUAUUUAGAGGAGAAAACUGAUGAACAGAAGAAAGAGGAGUUGCUCAGUGCAAUGGUGGCGAAGCUGGGAAACAGGGAAGAUCCUCUGCCACAGGAGUCUUAUGAGGGAGUGGAUGAAGACGAGUGGGACGAUUAGCACACAAGCGUUUCCUGAUGGUCCAGUCAGGGUGCCAACAGCAGACAGGAGAUGAUGCUGUCCUGCUGCUUUAAACUUGCCAUUCCAGGGUGCCAAAAAACCUCCUAAACGCUUCAUCUCUACACUCCUCCAUCCAUCACAUCUCUAACUGGAGUACUAAUAUCUCCUAUUAAUCUUUAAACAUGACUUUUAUUAUUCAUACGCACAGCUCAGACGUUCAUCUCAGAUGCAUGAAGCACUGCAUGAAAUCUUUCUGGAUGUUGUCACUCAUAAAAUGUGCACUUAAUACCA